This is a messenger RNA of Xiphophorus couchianus (Monterrey platyfish), 649 nucleotides long. RefSeq names its product ATG12 autophagy related 12 homolog (S. cerevisiae) (gene atg12). Gene Ontology annotation, biological process: autophagosome maturation; piecemeal microautophagy of the nucleus; protein lipidation involved in autophagosome assembly. NCBI's taxonomy places the organism in Eukaryota, Metazoa, Chordata, Actinopteri, Cyprinodontiformes, Poeciliidae. Gene Ontology annotation, cellular component: autophagosome membrane; Atg12-Atg5-Atg16 complex; phagophore assembly site membrane. The transcript is spliced from 4 exons. Gene Ontology annotation, molecular function: Atg8-family ligase activity. Bases 46 to 372 code for a protein of 108 amino acids. The record is from RefSeq and is a predicted model, not a curated record.
AAUGUUAGCUGCAGCUAGGUUUGCUGAGCUGAGUGAAACCUAAAGAUGUCCGACAAUGCUGAGUCUCCAACAGAAACACAGAAAGAAGAACUACAUUCACCGUCAGAAAACUCCGCGACCAGUGAGGAGAAGAAAAAAAUCGAUGUGCUGUUGAAGGCUGUGGGAGACACUCCUAUAAUGAAAACAAAGAAGUGGGCAGUGGACAGGGGGAGGACGGUACAGUCCCUCUCUCAGUUCAUUUCUCGCUUCCUCAAACUUGAUGCCAAUGAACAACUGUUCAUCUAUGUCCAUCAGUCAUUUGCACCAUCGCCAGAUCAGGAAAUGGGAGUCCUUUUUGAUUAUCAGUACAAUGACAGAAUCCCACCUGCCUGAGUUGAUCAGCAGAGGGCGCAUGAAGAGGGAAACUUCACAGACCAAAGCUUAAAAUCUUCAGCCAGUUUUCUCAGAAGGUGACAGUGAAGGGAAAAAACACAGCGGAGCGUCAAUUUUCACUUUCAGCUGCUACGCCUGUUCUUUUCAUCUCGGAUAUUAAAAUUAAAAUUCAAAAAAACUUUAUUAAUCCCGAAGGGAAAUUAAUUGUUGUAGCUAAUUAAUUCAGAUUUUUCAAAGAGUUUUUGAAGAUGGUGAUCCUUUACAUUUUCAUCAAAAU